Molecule: messenger RNA, 726 nt
Organism: Ruditapes philippinarum (Manila clam)
Lineage: Eukaryota; Metazoa; Mollusca; Bivalvia; Venerida; Veneridae
Biological process (GO): cell-matrix adhesion
Cellular component (GO): lysosome; extracellular region
Molecular function (GO): calcium ion binding
Source: RefSeq, a predicted model, not a curated record
AUAUAAACCUUAUCUUGAUGGAUGCCAAAAUGUCGAUAUUUAAUACAAAACAAAGGUAGACGUUAAGUAAGUUAUAUUUCUGCUCAUAAUUGCUUCGAGCCAACAGUACCUGUUUGUCUCAAAAUGGCAUCAAUUUUUGAAUUUCUAGCUAUCCUCACGGUCGGUGGCAUCUUAGUUAACGCGACUCAGACACCGUGCUGCUUCAGUAAACGAUUUAUUGCAAAUAUGACGAUUGUGACGGGCAUCCCGAUACCAAAGGACGGCAGCAAUCCCGUCGUUACAGAGAACAGAGUUCAUGUAUUGUAUGACAAGGAUAUGAGGCGAGAAAGGGCCAACGGUUACAUUCUUGUGGGUACAGGAUCAAAUCAGACGAAAUACACGUAUGAUGCAUUGAACGACUACAACAGUGGGAAAAGAUACGUAUUUACAGAUAAUGGAGCAAAUUGUAGUAUAACCCCGAUGGGAGUUUCUCAGUUCGACCAUUGUGUACCAGCUACAUUAAAGCUGGCAUCAACUGACGUCAUUGGAUCUGAAAAUGACGUUGUACCUGUAAAUUCCUGGCAGGGAAUGUCCGGGAACUACAUGUAUACUUACGUAACCGCUGUAGACGGCUGCACACCGAUUUCACUCACUCGCUAUGGUACAAAUGAAGAAGGCUCAUCAGUAAUGGAGUUUAUGCAAUUCAGCGAGUUUAUUCCAUUAUCACAAAUGGACAGAAGUCAUGAU